AUGUCAGAUCGAACCUCCUCUCGGCGCAGCGUACGACUGAACCCAACGCCUCUAGAGAGCAGAGAACAGCCACGAACUACUGCUUCGACUGCCGAUGUCCAUCGUAGACGCGCCAGAUCUCGAGUAUGGACGUCAGAAAAGCGAGUGAACGACAUAUGCAAAUACAUGUCCCAAACACACCACUUGACGCUUGCCAAGUUCAUCCGAGUGUAUGUAACAACUCAAGGUGGUGACGGCUACGGAGAUCGACCUGCGACGCGUGCCAAACGCCUUGUAGACGCGAUAUACACUCAACCAGAGGUGCUAGACGCAAUACGACAACAUCCUGCGUCUGGUGUGGGAGGAAUUGUCACCGUGAAGGCACUAAGAAAAGAAAUGAAAGCGCUGGAAGAAGCCGGAGGUAUGUUUAGUGCCUACCAGGUCCACCGCGAACGAGAAAAGUCUCUACAGGCCAGUAUUGGGCGGGAGGGGCGGUCUGAAGAUGGCCAGUCUGAAGAUGGCCAGAAACCAGAGGACUACGAGUGCAUACUCGACGACUUGCGGUUCGGCUGGAUGUAUGAGCAAGUUAACACUCAUGCUCCUCUUCUAUGUGGACUGCUCGACGGUCUUAUGGCGCCCAAGAUAGAGAGGAAAGAUCGACCACCACGAGAUCCUUCUAAAUUUAACCACAGGACUGCGAUAAUCACGUCGAUCCUCUGCUAUUCUCGGGCGUCGGAAGGGAGCAACAAGUUUCCCCGCGUAUUUGGUGCCUUUCUACACUCCAAUGGCGUGAAACGUCGGGUCCUCGACCUUUUUCACCAAUUUGGGGGGACGGUCCGUCGAUACGGCCAGCUGCUGAACGCCUGUGUUGUCUACGAUAAUUUCGACUAUCGAGAAGGUGUUAAGCACCAGCUCAUUUCAAACCAUGCAGAAAUGCGCUCGGUAACAACGGGGAAAGUUUUCAGAGGCGCCGACAUUCCUCCAGGUGGAUUAAGGAAAUCGAUGCUACACCGUGAGACUCCACUUUCAAUAGAGGACCUUUUCUACUCUCCCGGCGCCGCCAUAUACGACGAGACUGCCUCCAAGAUUGACAGCUACUUCAUAGCGGAGGCGAUUCGGACAGCAUAUCCAAAAUCGGUCAAAUCUAUCUUCUCUAAUUCCGACAUCCCAUUCCCGGCUAUGCCAACCGUCGAGUUACUUGAGCUUCGAAAGACAGAUAGCAAGACGCUCGGUCCGAUUCUCUUCAACGAAGGUACUCUAGAUGGCUCCUACGAGGUUAUAGAGAGCAUCUACAAGCGCCAAUUCCAACUAGAUAGUAAAGAAUUCGACAACCGUCUGUUCUUGGCGUUUGGCGAUCAAAAAACCUCUUCACUCAUCCGAUCUAUGCAGGCUGAGCAAGUCGACGCGUCUAUAUCGUAUGAUAGAAAAGACUGGCUGAUAGGAGUCGCUGCUCUCUUUCACCUGCGCAUGAAUUUUCUAUGGCUCAUGCAAAAGACACAUUACGGAAACAUGGAGCAACAGGACGCUUCAACUCUCUAUCACAACAUCAACUUCUGGGGACGAAAGAAUAUUCCAGCGGACCGUGCAGCUUUUCAGGUUCUAGAAGAGCUGGUGCUUCACAGUUUCGACGCUCGAGUUAUUGGACUACUUUAUACUCGCCUCGAGCAGUACGGCAUCGAUACCUCCGAUCAAGAGGAGGUUGACAAGGCAAUUCAGAACAUGAAUACUAGAGGCUUCAUGGACCUAGUGGAGGAUGUUCGCAGAUCCGCAUUUGGGCCGGAAGCCUGGCGACCAUCAAAGGAGAAGCAUGCCAACAAUACAGUCGAUGAGGAGUUCCUCAGUCAUGCUCGAUACCUUCAACAAAUGGUUGUGUACAAGACCUUGAAGUACGGCAUCAAAAACGGAGAUAUAGGACUCAUCGACCGAGUCAUUGGUGUCUGUUGCUUUUACUUCGAGGGGACUGGACAAUCAAACUACGCAUUCGAAAUGCUCUAUCUAAAACGGCUCACCAGCACCAAAGCUUGUGAUAAGGAGCUUCGGCGCGCAAUACUCUCGAAUAGCCUCGUUAAUCCACAUGGCUGUCGGGACACUUGGCAAGAAGUCGAUCGUAGCCUUGAAUAUCUGAACCUGGAGCUGAAAAGAGAGCUUUGGGCCCGUCGAACGUCGACUUUCGGAUUAGAUGCACUGUUUAAGACUACCUCGUUAACAGCAGAAUACACUGUUUUCCUACGCAAGACGAUAGAGAAAGCAUUUGCGCGGAAGGAAAGCUCCAAGCAUUCCGUGCCCUCUCCAGUGGAUGAUAUUCAUAUACUGGCAUUUGAAUUGGCGUGCGAUUCGAUUAAAUUUUACAGAGGCGGUAGGAAAGCCAGACAUCAAGCGCCGGACAUACAUACGAUCGGGCUCGAAAGGGUGGCGACAAAGAAGCUAGAAAUAUUUAACGCCAAGGUCAUGAGAGACGAAGAUCAAAUAAUAGUGCCACCUUACGAGACAGGAGGAGCGACGGCUGAUCUGGAUCCCGAUAACGACAUGAUGGCGAUACUACCCUUGGAAGAUAGAGAUGAAGCCCACGAAUGGGGCUUACCUUCGGAUAUCGAGUCGGAGUAG
This is a messenger RNA of Eremomyces bilateralis CBS 781.70, 2583 nucleotides long. RefSeq lists its product as uncharacterized. The record is from RefSeq and is a predicted model, not a curated record. The coding region runs from base 1 to 2583 and encodes 860 amino acids. The transcript has 3 exons. NCBI's taxonomy places the organism in Eukaryota, Fungi, Ascomycota, Dothideomycetes, Eremomycetales, Eremomycetaceae.